AACAAAACAAGAAUCUUUAUGGAAGAAGACGGGUCUGAUUGGGGCGGAUUGGCUCCAGAGAUACUCAUCAACAUCAUUUCAAGGCUUACGAUUCAGGAGCUAUGGACCGGUCCGAUGUUCGUCCAAAAAUCGUGGCUAACUGUUUGCAGAGAUCCGUAUCUCUGGUCUAUCUUCGAUCUGGAGCCAUGGUUCGAUUCCUAUCCCGAGUCGACUCACUUGUGGUCCCCUGAGUUCGAGCAGAAGGUAGACUUAAUGCUACGAUCAGUCGUUGAUUGGAGCGAAGGUGGUCUCACUAAGAUCCGCGUCCGCCAUUGCAGCGACCACGCUCUCUCUUACGCAGCCGAUAGAUGCCCGAAUCUACAGGUUCUUGCCAUUAGAAGCAGUCCUAACGUGACAGACGCAUCGAUGACGAAGAUAGCGUUUCGGUGCAGGAGUUUAAAGGAACUUGAUAUCAGUUACUGUCACGAGAUAUCUCACGACACUCUUGUGAUGAUUGGUAGAAACUGUCCUAAUCUGAGGAUCUUGAAACGUAAUCUUAUGGAUUGGUCUUCUCGGCACAUUGGCUCUGUUCCUACAGAAUACUUAGACGCUUGUCCUCAAGACGGAGACACAGAAGCUGACGCGAUUGGGAAACAUAUGAUCAAUCUAGAGCAUUUGGAGAUUCAGUUCUCUAGAUUAUCUGUCAAGGGUCUUGCUUCGAUAUGUGAGGGUUGUCCCAAGCUAGAGUACUUGGACUUGUUUGGGUGUGUGCAUUUGUCAAGCCGUGACAUUACAAGCAACGUGUCAAGGCUUAAAUGGCUUAAGGAGGUAAAGAAGCCAGAUGUGUAUGUGCCAAGGUCAGGGGAUGUGGCGCAGACGGAGAGGUAUGGACAUUGGAGACUCUAUGACGAGAGAUUUGACAUACAAGCCAUGAGAAUCUGAUUUCUACACACACACUGCCAUGUUUUAUAAUAAAGCUGCCCAUAGUUCUGACUUGGGUCGGUUGUUUGUUAUAUGUCGUGUUGUUAAAAUGGACCUUAGGCCCACGGGUCUAAACGGGCUAUUUGUAAUGUUUGAACGGGUACCCAUUUAAACCCGAUUACUAACGGGUCUAAACAAAUAUUAACCGAGUGGCCCAUUUAUUUUUAAGUUUUUGGAAUUUUC
Messenger RNA from Arabidopsis thaliana (thale cress), 1143 nucleotides. RefSeq names its product SKP1 interacting partner 1 (gene SKIP1). The transcript has 2 exons. NCBI's taxonomy places the organism in Eukaryota, Viridiplantae, Streptophyta, Magnoliopsida, Brassicales, Brassicaceae. The record is from RefSeq and is marked reviewed. Gene Ontology annotation, biological process: protein ubiquitination. Bases 19 to 921 code for a protein of 300 amino acids. Gene Ontology annotation, cellular component: nucleus.